Molecule: messenger RNA, 2166 nt
Organism: Dovyalis caffra
Lineage: Eukaryota; Viridiplantae; Streptophyta; Magnoliopsida; Malpighiales; Salicaceae
Source: the annotation of a GenBank genome assembly
AUGGACGUGGAGAACAGAACAAAUCGUGGCUUGCAUACUUUUAAUGAAGAAGAUGAGGGAGGAGGAGAUAUUGAAAAUGAUGCCAAAGAACUACCUCUUCUGGGGAAAAGGAGGAACACUACAUCCCAGAUUGCCAUUGUUGGUGCCAACGUUUGUCCUAUUGAGAGCCUUGACUAUGAGAUUGCUGAAAAUGAAUUAUUUAAACAAGACUGGAGAUCAAGGAAUAAAGUUCAGAUAUUUCAGUAUAUCGUACUCAAGUGGGCAUUUGCACUUAUUAUUGGCCUACUCACAGGACUUGUUGGCGUUUUCAGUAAUAUUGCGGUUGAGAACAUAUCUGGUUUCCAGAUGCUGUUGAUCUAUGACCUCAUGAGAAAGCAUCAAUAUUACACGGCUUUUGCAGUAUAUGCUGGUUGCAACAUAGUAUUGGCAGCUGCAGCAGCAGCUCUAUGCGCUUUCAUUGCUCCAGAAGCAGCAGGUUCUGGUAUUCCUGAGGUGAAAGCCUAUCUUAAUGGCAUUGAUGCACAUUCUAUACUGGCUCCUAGCACCCUUUUUGUAAAGAUUUUUGGUUCUAUUCUUGGUGUUUCUGCUGGAUUUGUUGUGGGUAAAGAAGGGCCUAUGGUUCACACUGGGGGUUCUCGCAAAUACCAUUUGACUUGGACAUGGCUCAGAUAUUUCAAAAAUGAUCGUGACAGGCGAGAUUUGAUCACUUGUGGAGCUGCUGCUGGUGUGGCUGCUGCUUUUCGUGCUCCAGUUGGAGGCGUUCUCUUUGCUCUUGAAGAAGUAGCUUCAUGGUGGCGGAGUGCUCUUCUUUGGAGAACUUUUUUCACUACAGCAGUGGUUGCUAUGGUCUUGAGAGCUUUCAUGGAAUUUUGCGCUACCGGAAAGUGUGGGCUGUUCGGGCAAGGAGGUCUGAUAAUGUAUGAUGUGAGUUCAGAAAAGGUGCAAUAUAGUGGCCCAGAGGUAUUAGCUGUGAUAAUCCUAGGCAUUAUCGGGGGCAUUUUUGGAGCCUUGUAUAACUAUCUUGUGGACAAGGUUCUCCGUACUUACAGCAUCAUUAACGGGUAUGUUACUUGCAUCCCCUGCCCCACUGAUAUAGCAGUGAGUUGUCCCAACACUGAUGAAACUGGAAACUACAAAAGCUUCCAGUGUCCACCUGGUUACUACAAUGACAUUGCCUCCCUUUUCCUAAGCACUAAUGAUGAUGCUAUUCGCAACCUCUUUAGCGCCAGCAUUGAAAAAGAAUUUCGUAUAUCCACUCUCGCCCUCUUUUUCUCUGCUGUUUAUUGUCUUGGCAUUAUUACAUAUGGAAUUGCUAUCCCAUCUGGACUUUUCAUCCCUGUUAUAUUAGCUGGAGCUGGCUAUGGCCGUCUUCUUGGGAGACUAUUUAGACCCAUCUCGAAACUUGACACCGGUCUCUUUGCCCUCCUUGGAGCUGCAUCCUUCCUUGGUGGUACAAUGAGAAUGACAGUUUCCAUGUGUGUAAUACUGCUUGAACUUACAAAUGAUUUAUUGUUACUUCCCCUUGUUAUGUUGGUUCUCCUUAUCUCAAAAACUGUGGCUGAUAACUUCAACAAGGGUGUCUAUGACCAAAUUGUGAAGUUGAAAGGAUUGCCUUAUAUGGAGGCCCAUGCAGAACCUUACAUGAGGACUUUGGUUGCACGUGAUGUUAUCUCUGGUCCACUGGUAACUUUUCUCGGUAUUGAAAAGGUGGGCAAUAUACUGCAUGCUUUGAGGACAACUGGACAUAAUGGGUUCCCAGUGAUUGAUGAACCACCUUUCUCAGAUGCGCCAGAACUGUGCGGCCUUGUUUUGAGAUCUCAUUUGCUUGUUUUGCUCAAAGGCAAAAUUUUUUCAAAGGAAAGGGUACCUGCUGGUCAAGAGAUCUUGCGUAGAUUUGCAGUAUUUGAUUUUGCUAAAGCAGGAUCUGGAAAGGGUGUCAAGCUAGAGGAUCUGGACAUUGAAGAGGAAGAGAUGGAAAUGUAUGUAGAUCUUCAUCCCAUUACUAAUGCAUCCCCAUACACAGUGGUUGAGACAAUGUCACUUGCCAAAGCUGCAAUUCUCUUUAGACAACUUGGUCUCAGGCACAUGUGUGUAGUGCCAAAAAGUCUAGGGGUAAGACACACUCUUUCUCAAUUGCCUUCUUCCUUGUUUGAUGUGUGUGGAUAG